GGCGGGGCGGCGCUGGACUGAGGCGGGUUGGCUCAGUGCGGCGGCGGCAGCAGGGGAAGAUGGCGGCGGCUGUUCCGCAGCGUGCAUGGACCGUAGAGCAGUUGCGCAGCGAGCAGCUGCCCAAGAAGGACAUUAUCAAGUUUCUGCAGGAUCACGGUUCAGAUUCGUUCCUUGCAGAGCAUAAAUUAUUGGGAAACAUAAAAAAUGUAGCUAAGACUGCUAAUAAGGACCAUUUGGUGACUGCCUAUAACCAUCUUUUUGAAAGUAAGCGUUUCAAGGGUACUGAAACUGUAAGUAAAGUGUCUGAGCAAGUGAAAAACAUGAAGCUUAACGAUGAUAAACCCAAAGAAGCCAAGUCUGAAGAGACUCUAGAUGAGGGUCCACCGAAAUACACAAAAUCUGUACUAAAAAAGGGAGAUAAAACCAACUUUCCUAAAAAGGGAGAUGUUGUUCAUUGCUGGUAUACAGGGACACUCCCGGAUGGAACUGUUUUUGAUACUAAUAUUCAAACAAGUUCAAAGAAGAAGAAAAAUGCCAAACCUUUAAGUUUUAAGGUUGGAGUAGGCAAGGUUAUCAGAGGAUGGGAUGAGGCGCUCCUGACUAUGAGUAAAGGAGAAAAGGCUAGACUAGAGAUUGAGCCAGAAUGGGCCUAUGGAAAGAAAGGACAGCCUGAUGCCAAAAUUCCACCAAAUACCAAGCUUACUUUUGAAGUGGAGUUGGUAGAUAUUGACUGAAACCAGUGCUUCAGAUCAGCAAUAAUAAGAACUUGAUGUGACUAAUUAGUACUUGUUACUAUUGUCAGGGAAGAGUCAACCAGAAAAUACAAGGCUUUAAAGCUUGUUUACUUGAUCUCAAUUUUUGAGGAAUGUAAUCCCCUUUAAGUCUCAGAUAUUUUACUAGAGCUAUGUAAAAUAUUAAGAACUUCUUUUCCUUUUACCUCAUAAACUAAAAAGCUCAAUAAAGAUGUCAUGGAUUGUCUUGAUUUAA
Acomys russatus (golden spiny mouse) is the source of this 987-nucleotide messenger RNA. RefSeq names its product FKBP prolyl isomerase 3 (gene Fkbp3). NCBI's taxonomy places the organism in Eukaryota, Metazoa, Chordata, Mammalia, Rodentia, Muridae. The record is from RefSeq and is a predicted model, not a curated record. Gene Ontology annotation, molecular function: peptidyl-prolyl cis-trans isomerase activity. Bases 60 to 734 code for a protein of 224 amino acids. The transcript has 7 exons.